Messenger RNA from Phoenix dactylifera (date palm), 2518 nucleotides. RefSeq names its product protein CUP-SHAPED COTYLEDON 2-like. The record is from RefSeq and is a predicted model, not a curated record. Gene Ontology annotation, molecular function: DNA binding. Gene Ontology annotation, biological process: regulation of DNA-templated transcription. Lineage: Eukaryota; Viridiplantae; Streptophyta; Magnoliopsida; Arecales; Arecaceae.
UGCUACGAUGAAACCUCGUAAUAAUCUUCCACCCUGAAGCAAUUCUCAAAGGAAACCAGGUGAUUGCUAAUUUUAAACCGUAACAGGUUUUUUUUUUUUUUUUGAACUCCCUAGCAAGAAAACAAACAGAAGGGCAACAAAGAGCCCAGAAAAAGAGAGAAGUGAAAGAGCUGAUGUGAUGGAAUUUAUCUUAUGAUUUAUUUAAUCUUGUACUAUUUAUAUCUGACAGAUUGAGAUAUGAGGGAGAUUUUAUCUGAUGGGAGAUCACCUCAAAUCCUGUUUUUCUCCCUCUCUCUUCUCUGUUUCUCUCUUCUUUCCUCUUGAAAAAAACUAGUUUGAGGGACAAAAUACCUGCACAAUUUCUCACGCACGCACGCAUUCCUUCGCACAUCUCUCAGCCAGCCCGGCCAGUCCAUGGAUACCAUAAGCGCCACUGCAGCAGAGCACAGCAGAGCAGAGCAGAGCACAGGAAGGCAGAGGAGAGAGAACACGGGGAGGAGGGAGAGGAUUCUUUGUUUCUCUCGGGCGAGAGGGAGGGAGAGGUUUCCAGGAUAUCAUCCACGGAUACCUCAUCCCUAGCUCGCCCUCGCCUGACACCACCUGAUUCGUCGUAUCCCAAUUAAUUCACAAGGCCCCCAAUAUAAACAGGUCCCACAGGGGCCGGACUUGGACCCCCACUCCUCUUCUUCCCCUGUUCCUAUUUUUUCCCCUUAACUCACUCCACUGGUUAGCAAGAGGAACUCUUCUUUUGUUUGCUACUGAGAGCGUUUGAUAUCCCCUGGGCUGGUACUGGUGACGCUUCUAUUCUUUGUUCUUGCCGUAGGGUUUGCAUUAAAACUUGACAAGCCUCCUCUGCUGCCUUCUGUAGCGUAGCGUUUAUGUGUCUGGCUCGAUAGUUAUUUCUCCUUCGCUUCUGCUUCUGGGUUUCCAUUUGGUUGUUGAAGUUUCACGCUCCAUAACUUACUGCUUGGCUUUCCUUUGUUCUCAUUCGGACUUCGUGAAAUAUUAGUAGGUUGUUUGAAGCAAUCGCAUUAAAUAACGUACUGUUUGGCUUUGUUUCUCUCAUUCGGGCUUCGAGAAAUACUUGUAAAGAUCUCUCUCUCUCUUCUCACCUUUUCUUUGAAGUAAAACGGUGGAGAAGGCCACCACUGUAGAGGUCUCUCUUCUUAGUUCCUUCUACUGCUGCUAUAAUUUUCUACGAAGGGUUGCCCUCCACUAUCCGAGCGUGUUUGCGAGGGCUGUUUCUAAAAUAUUGCAUAUAGGGUUUGAAAAAAAUACAUAGAAAGUAGACGAAGAAAUGGUUGCUUGGUACAAUGUGUGAACCUUCUUCCCGUUGCUUUUGUUUCAGUUCUCUCUGUCUUCUUCAACCGGGUUUCGAUGGAGAGGUACGGCCACCACUUCGACAGCAGCGAAGCUCACUUCCCUCCGGGUUUUCGGUUCCAUCCCACCGACGAGGAGCUCAUUACUUACUACCUUCUCAAGAAGGUCCUCGACAGCAGCUUCACCGGCCGAGCGAUUGCUGAGAUCGACCUCAACAAGUGCGAGCCGUGGGAGCUUCCAGAGAAGGCAAAGAUGGGGGAGAAGGAGUGGUACUUCUUUAGUCUUCGGGACCGGAAGUACCCGACGGGGCUUCGAACGAAUAGGGCUACUGAUGCCGGGUACUGGAAGGCAACCGGCAAGGAUAGAGAGAUCUACAGCUCGAGGACUCAUUCUCUGGUUGGGAUGAAGAAGACUCUGGUGUUUUACAAGGGGAGGGCUCCCAAGGGGCAGAAGAGUAACUGGGUAAUGCAUGAAUACAGGUUGGAAGGCAAGUUUGCCUACCACUUCCUCUCUAGAUCCUCCAAGGACGAGUGGGUGAUAUCGAGGGUCUUCCAGAAGAGCGGCGGCGGCAGGAAGGCCCGCGUCGGUCUCACCGGACCCCACUUCUCCGACUCCGCCGGCGGGUCCACAUCCGCCGCCUCCCUCCCGCCUUUCCUCGACUCCUCGCCUUACGGCGCUGCUGCUGCCGCCGCCGCCGCAGGCGACAGGGAGAGCUGCUCCUACGAGAGCAGCGAGAGGGAGCCCGUGCCCUGCUUCUCCACCGUCGCCGCCGCCGCCGCCGCCGGCCUCAGCCACCACCACAACCACCUGCCGCCCCCACACGCGCUGAACUACUGCCGGGGCCCCGCUGGCGGCGGUGCUGGGUCGGUUUUCCCCAGCCUCCGCUCGCUCCAAGAGAGCCUCCAUCUGCCGUUCUUUCUCUCCACGCUGGCUUCGCCCACAGGCGGCGCUGCGGCGGCGAUGGCCUGCGACGCCGCGGUGCACCACCGUGGGGAGGAGACGGGUGGUGACGGCUGGCCGUCGGUUCUGGAUCGGAAGGCUGAGGUGGCUGGGAAGGCGCAUCCGAUGGCGGUGGGCCCCGCCGAGCUGGACUGCCUGUGGACCUUCUAAAAUCGGUUCUAAAAUCUUCGAUGGAAAUGCCCCUAGCCUUUCGUUGUAAUGACUUAAUUAUAAGUUUUAGUAGGCUGCUAUCAUGAAA